UAAGCAUAGAUUCCACAGAAAACGCCACUGUCUCCACUCGCACCAGAAAACGAUCCCAGAAAAAAGCCAUGGCGACGACGCCGAGCGCUCUCUGUUCCUUCCUCUUCGCCGUCGCCGUCGCCGUCGCCUUCGCCUUCGCGGCGUCGGGCGUGGCCGCGCAGUCCCUGCCGCCGCCGAGGCGAGACGGCUUCGUGUACACCGACGGCCGGGUCGACUCGGACACCGUCGUCGUCGAGGCGUUCCUGGACCCGGUCUGCCCCGACAGCAGAGACGCCUGGCCUCCGCUCAAGCAGGCGCUCCGGUACUACGGCCCUCGCGUCUGGCUCGUCGUUCACUUGCUCCCCUUACCUUACCACGACAAUGCAUAUGUAGCAUCUCGUGCUUUGCACAUCGUAAACGCGUUGAAUACUUCUGCUACAUUCCAUUUGCUGGAGAUGUUUUUCAUGCAGCAGGGAAGAUUCUACAAUGACCAGACAAAGGACAUGUCAAGGGCUGCUAUUGUGAAUUCUAUUGUGAAAUUUGCCGCACAAGCGGUUGGGAACUCCUACUACUCUAGCAUUGCAGCAGGCUUCAACGACCGGCAAACUGAUCUCAAAACAAGGGUAUCUUUCAAGUAUAGUACUUCAAAAGGAGUGUAUGCAACUCCGUCAUUCUUCCUAAACGGAUUCUUACUGCCCGAUGGUGGCUCCCCUAUAGAUUACGAGGGAUGGAGGAGCUUUAUCGAUCCACUGAUUGCUGCACAGGGACAAAGGAAAUAGGAAACCAUUCCCUUUUCGGAGUGAAAAAAGUAUUACACACUACGUCUUACAUUCCUCGAUGUGCAUUGAGUUCUGUUUCUGCAGAGAAGCAGAGCUUCCGGUAUCUCUCUGCUGUAUGCAGUCCAUCUAUCUGACUAAGUGAAUAAAUCGCCGGGUAAAAUUCUGGUUAUCA
This is a messenger RNA of Syzygium oleosum, 930 nucleotides long. RefSeq lists its product as uncharacterized. The record is from RefSeq and is a predicted model, not a curated record. The transcript is spliced from 4 exons. NCBI's taxonomy places the organism in Eukaryota, Viridiplantae, Streptophyta, Magnoliopsida, Myrtales, Myrtaceae. The coding region runs from base 69 to 758 and encodes 229 amino acids.